Molecule: messenger RNA, 5250 nt
Organism: Manis pentadactyla (Chinese pangolin)
Lineage: Eukaryota; Metazoa; Chordata; Mammalia; Pholidota; Manidae
Gene: SBNO2
Product: strawberry notch homolog 2
Exons: 32
Coding region: 739-5103 (1454 amino acids)
Biological process (GO): regulation of DNA-templated transcription
Cellular component (GO): nucleus
Molecular function (GO): histone binding; chromatin DNA binding
Source: RefSeq, a predicted model, not a curated record
GAGGGGGCAUCCCGAGGGUCCUUUCCCCUAACCUAACUCUUCUUCAGCUCAAGCCUGGCUCACUGUUGGCCCUUUUCAAACUUUGGCUCUUUUGGCUUUGGGGCAACAGCUCAGCCUCCUCCAGCCUCGGUCCUGCCACCCGAUGAACCUGAAUGGGGCCCCUCUCCCCACCCCAUCCAGCACAUGCCGGCAGAUGGAGUGACCUUCUGAUGGAAGUCCCGCCCUGACCAUCCCACUCCAUGACCUUCCAUGGCUCCCUACUGCCCCAGGACAGAGCCUACAGGCAGCUCUCUGGGCCCCUGCACCCACCCCCUGGCCGGGAUCCCCUCCGAGCUCUUCUCCCUGCCAGUCCUUCCCCUUGGGUCCCGUCUGGUGGACUCCUGGUCCCCCUUCUCCAUCUGCUCCCCACCCAGCCCAGGGGUGCUGCAUCUGGCGGCUCAUUGAACUCCUGCAGCCCCAGUGCCUUGGCCUCAGCGCAGAGGCGGGAAGGCCUUCGCGGGGCGGAUCUCAAACCCGUUGGACGGGUUUGCGCUCCCUGAAGCUCUCCUGGCGCAGAGGCAGCCCGGGCCGGACCUGGCACGAUCCUGCUCUGGGCAACCCAGGGAGCCGCAGGACCCCGGAACGCGCCGGCCAGCGCCGCCGGAGGACAGCUCGGGACCAGCGGCAGGUCAUGAGGCCGCCACCAAGGAGCGGAAAGCCCAGAUAGAUGCCCUGCGGCCCAGAUCUUGGAGCCUCCUGAUGCUGGCACUGGGGCCCGCCAUGGAUGGGGAGUUCCCUCAGCACGAGCCCCCGCCGGCCGGCAGUGUCCUGUACAGCCCACCGCCCCUGCAGACCCCACUGUGCGGGUCCGGCAUCCAGAGCGCCAUGCUGCACUACCCCUGGUGGAGCGCCUUCCCGCCUGCACCAUGUCCGGCCUUCUCCAGCGAAAACCACCAGUUCGUGAACUCCACCUCCUUCAUUGUUGGCCAGCCCUGUGUGGACACCAGCUAUGGCCCCACGGCCACCACCUCCAGCUUCCUGCCAAAGAUCGGUGACUUCUCUCAGGACGCCCCGUACCUCGACGACCUGUCCAACGCCUCCCUCUUCUCCUCGUCCGUGGACUCCCUCUCGGACAUCGCAGACACGCCCGACUUCCCACACGCUGACAGCCUCAGCCAGGUGCCCACCAUCUGGGAUGUGAGCACCGGUCCCUCCACCCACGACAAGCUGUUCCUGCCCAGUGGCCCAUUUCCAGGUCUCGAGGACCCUGUGACCUCGCUCUCCAGCACCCCUCUUCUCGUCAGCUACCAGGCUCAGAGUCAGCCCGAGGAGGAGGACGAGGCGGAGGAGGAUGAGGCGGAGGAGCUGGGCCACGCGGAGACCUACGCGGACUAUGUGCCGUCCAAGUCCAAGAUCGGCAAGCAGCACCCAGACCGCGUGGUGGAGACCAGCACGCUGUCCAGCGUCCCCCCGCCGGACAUCACCUACAGCCUCGCUCUGCCCACUGCAGACAGCGACACCCUGUCGGCCCUGCAGCUGGAGGCCAUCACCUAUGCCUGCCAGCAACACGAGGUCCUGCUCCCCAGCGGGCAGCGGGCCGGCUUCCUCAUCGGCGACGGCGCAGGCGUGGGCAAGGGUCGCACGGUGGCGGGCAUCAUCCUGGAGAACUACCUGCGGGGCCGGAAGAAGUCCCUGUGGUUUAGCGUCUCCAACGACCUCAAGUACGACGCGGAGCGAGACCUGCGGGACAUCGACGCCCAGAGCAUCGCCGUGCACGCCCUGAGCAAGAUCAAGUAUGGCGACAACACUACCUCAGAGGGCGUGCUCUUCGCCACCUACUCUGCCCUGAUCGGGGAGAGCCAGGCAGGUGGGCAGCACCGCACACGGAUCCGGCAGAUCCUGGAGUGGUGCGGGGAGGCCUUCGAUGGCGUGAUUGUGUUUGACGAGUGCCACAAAGCCAAGAACGCCAGCUCCACCAAGAUGGGCAGGGCCGUGCUGGACCUGCAGAACAAGCUGCCCCUGGCCAGGGUGGUGUAUGCCAGCGCCACCGGUGCCUCCGAGCCCCGGAACAUGAUCUACAUGAGCCGCCUGGGCAUCUGGGGCGAGGGCACACCCUUCCGCACCUUCGAGGAGUUCCUGCACGCCAUCGAGAAGAGGGGUGUGGGCGCCAUGGAGAUCGUGGCCAUGGACAUGAAGGUCAGCGGCAUGUACAUCGCACGCCAGCUCAGCUUCUCUGGCGUCACCUUCCGCAUUGAGGAGAUUCCGCUGGCCCCUGCCUUCGAGUGCAUCUACAACCACGCAGCCCUGCUGUGGGCCGAGGCCCUGGGCGUGUUCCGGCAGGCGGCCGACUGGAUCGGCCUGGAGUCACGGAAGGCCCUGUGGGGCCAGUUCUGGUCGGCACACCAGCGCUUCUUCAAGUACCUGUGUGUGGCCGCCAAGGUGCGCCGGCUGGUGGAGCUGGCCCAGGAGGAGCUGGCCCGCGACAAGUGUGUGGUCAUCGGACUGCAGUCCACAGGCGAGGCGCGCACCCGGGAGGUGCUGGAUGAGAAGGAAGGGCAGCUCGAUUGCUUCGUCUCGGCCGCAGAGGGCGUCUUUCUGUCACUAAUUCAGAAGCACUUUCCUUCAACCAAGAGGAAGCGGGAGAGAGGUGCAGGCAGUAAGAGGAAGCGGCGGCCGCGGGGCCGAGGGGCCAAGGCGGCCAGGCUGAUGUGUGAGGCGGCGGGCGUGAUCCGCAUCAGCGACGACAGCAGCACCGAGUCGGACGCCGGCCUGGACAGCGACUUCCACUCCUCCCCCGAGUCCCUGGAUGACGACGUGGUCAUCGUGGAUGCCGUGGGGCUCCCCACCGAUGACCGUGGCCCCCUUGGUCCCCCGCAGCGGGACCUCAACGGCCCCGGCGUCCUGGAACGCGUUGAGCGGCUGAAGCAGGACCUGCUGACCAAGGUCCGGAUGCUGGGCCGGGAGCUGCCCGUCAACACCCUGGAUGAGCUCAUCGACCAGCUUGGGGGCCCUGAGUGCGUGGCUGAGAUGACCGGCAGGAAGGGCCGCGUGGUAUCCAGGCCUGACGGGACAGUGGCCUUUGAGUCUCGGGCGGAGCAGGGCCUCUCCAUUGACCACGUGAACCUCAGGGAGAAGGAGCGCUUCAUGAGCGGGGAGAAGCUUGUGGCCGUCAUUUCCGAGGCCUCUAGCUCCGGCGUCUCCCUCCAAGCCGACCGGCGGGUCCGGAACCAGCGGCGGCGCGUCCACAUGACUCUGGAGCUACCCUGGAGCGCGGACCGCGCCAUCCAGCAGUUCGGCCGGACCCACCGUUCCAACCAGGUCUCGGCGCCCGAGUACGUCUUCCUCAUUUCAGAGCUGGCUGGCGAGCGCAGGUUCGCCUCCAUUGUCGCCAAGCGGCUGGAAAGCCUGGGGGCUCUGACCCACGGGGACCGCCGUGCCACUGAGUCCCGCGACCUGAGCAAGUACAACUUUGAGAACAAGUAUGGCGCCCGGGCCCUCGGAUGCAUCCUCACCACCAUCCUGAGCCAGACAGAGAACAAGGUGCCCCUGCCGAGGGGCUACCCUGGGGGGGACUCUGCCUUCUUCCGGGACAUGAAGCAGGGCCUGCUGUCUGUCGGCAUCGGAGGGCGCGAGUCCAGGUCUGGCUGCCUGGACGUGGAGAAGGACUGCUCCAUCACCAAGUUCCUGAACCGCAUCCUGGGGCUGGAGGUGCACAAGCAGAACGCGCUGUUCCAGUACUUCUCGGACACCUUCGACCACCUCAUCGAGGCGGACAAGAAGGAGGGCAAAUACGACAUGGGCAUCCUGGACCUGGCUCCGGGCAUCGAUGAGAUCUAUGAGGAGAGCCAGCAGGUGUUCCUGGCCCCCGGGCACCCGCAGGACGGGCAGGUGGUCUUCUACAAGAUAAGCGUGGACCGCGGCCUCAAGUGGGAUGAGGCGUAUGCCAGGUCUCUGGAGCUGACAGGCGCCCACGAUGGCUUCUACCUCUCCUACAAGGUCCGCGGCAACAAGCCGAGCUGCCUGCUGGCGGAGCGGAACCGCGGCAAGCACUUCACCGUGUACAAGCCCAACGUGGGCCGCCAGAACCAGCCGGAGACCUUCGAUAGCCUGUGCCGCAAGUUCCACCGGGUGACGGCGGAGGAGGCCCGGGAGCACUGGGAGCACAGCUACGCCCUCUCCCUGACACACUGCAGCCACACGGCGUGGAACCGGCACUGCCGGCUGAUGCAGGAGGGCAAGGACUGCGUGCAGGGCCUGCGGCUGCGGCACCACUACAUGCUGUGCGGGGCCCUGCUGCGCGUGUGGGGCCGCAUCGCCGCCGUCAUGGCCGACGUCACCAGCAGCAGCUACCUGCAGAUCGUGCGCCUCAAGACGAAGGACAAGAAGAAGCAAGUCGGCCUUCCCGCCGCCCUCGCCGUUCGCGUUCCCGCCGCCGCCACCGCUGCCCUGCGACCCCGCCCCCGUCCCGAGCGGCCUGCUGCCGGGCGCCGCGGGCCGCCCCACCGACCCUGCGGCCUCGGUGCAUCAGGGCUGCGACAUCAACUUCAAGGAGGUGCUGGAGGACAUGCUGCGCUCCCUCAAUGCCGCGCCGCCUGCGGAGCCCCCCGGCCCACUGGGCGCGGGCGCGGGGGGCGGGGGGGGCCCGGGGCGCCAGAGCGUCAUCCGGUUCAGCUCCCCGUUCCCCAGCUCCUAGGCCGGGCCCCGCCCCUAGACAAACCUUAUUUAUCUGCAAUACCGCGGCAUGAACAGGCCCUCCUGCCGAGGCGGGGUGAGCGGAGCGACCCCCUGCCCGCCCCCCGAGGCCCCCGCUGCAGUGCCUUCCCGGCGUGCCUGGGCAGACCCCUCAGAUGCCGCCGGCCCCCGUGUGCAGGUCCCCCUCAGGGCCCAGGGGCGAGGGGCCCGCCCUCUCCGUGCCUCUCCUCUGCGUCCCUCCAGGCCUGGGCGGGGCGCCUGGUCAGGCCAGAGCCCCUGAAAUCCACAGAACUGGGUGGCCCCGAGAGCCGGAAACUCAGGAAACCCCGGGUGCUCAGGGCCCCGCCAGUGUCCAGGGGUGUGGGGGGGCUCUGUGGGGCAGACCCCCCCAUUAAUAUAUGCAAUUCCCCUUCCCUGCUCUCUGCUCCCUAAAUUAUUGUCCUGCCGCCCCCACCCCCCAGGCCCCAGAAUCUGCAUGCAGAGCUGGUGGCCCCGGUGGCCCCUGGUCUGUAUUUAUGAAGAAUUCACAUGUAUAUAUGUAAAGAGAUCUUUUUUAAAUAUAUGUGCCUUUUUACUACU